Molecule: messenger RNA, 1030 nt
Organism: Medicago truncatula (barrel medic)
Lineage: Eukaryota; Viridiplantae; Streptophyta; Magnoliopsida; Fabales; Fabaceae
Exons: 4
Coding region: 115-534 (139 amino acids)
Source: RefSeq, a predicted model, not a curated record
AGCCAUCUUUCAUGGGUAUGGAUACUCAACGAAAUUAAAGGGUGCUAGAUAGUGGUCACCACCAUUAUUGUUUCCAAAUCAAUAGAAAUAUUUUCUCUAGAAAAGAUAGAAGAAAUGGCUGCAGCAGAAGGAGUGAGUCUGAACCAUAUAGCUCGAGAGUCCACCGACGUAAAAAGACUCUCCAAAUUCUACCAAGAGAUGUUUGGGUUUGAGGAAGUUGAGACCCCUGACUUUGGAGAGUUAAAGAUUAUAUGGUUGCGCCUUCCUUCUUCUUCCUUACUUAUCCAUCUCAUACAACAUAGCAACGGCGAGCUGGCUCCAUCAUCCUCCAUUCCUGUUAAAGACCCCUCUCAUAUCCGCUUAGGCCAUCAUCUUUGCUUCUCCAUCUCCAAUCUUCAUUCCUUUCACAACACUCUCAAGGACAAGGGUAUUGAGACUUUUGAGACUACUAAUGGCAACAUCAAACGAGUUUUCUUCUAUGACCCUGAUGGGAAUGAAUUGGAGGUAUUUGCUAGCAUCGAAGACUCCUCCUAGUUACUUUGGUGUACCAUGAAACUAUAAUAGUAAUAAAUAACGCACUAGAUGCAUUUGUGUGUGACCAACUAUCAUCAUCAACCUGACCUAGUCUUGUUUUCCAUUACCCUCUAAUCAUUUUGAUUAAUGAUACUGCUUGCUACUACUUGUGAUUUCUUGUCGGGUUUUUGUUUAGAAGAAGGGUCGAAUAUAGGCAUGUGCAAACAGACUACUUACAACACCUUUAGUUUCUAUGUUGCCUGCGGUUACAUCUACAACACACCUUUAAAAAAAUCUUAAUUUCUCCUAUUCUGGCUCAGGCAAUGGCCUUGAGGUUGAGAUGGUGUCUUAAAUUAGAUCAUAGAAUUUCAGAUUGUAUUAUUAUCCCUCUAUAUGAGAAUUAAUGUCAAUGUUGUUUUUAUUAAGAGAUGUAUAAACAUUUGUAAGCAUCUUGUCUUCGUUCUAAGUCUUGGGUGGGAUGUGUCCCGAGGCUACUGUUGUUGCUCUACAUUCGUAA